AUGCUUCCCCCAGUCGAGGAGUCAGUCCUCCAAAACAACCCCGACUUCGCGGCGCUACAUCACACCCUGACAACAGCGAUCCUCAACCCAGACGGAUCCUCGAAGAAGCCUUAUACAAAGGAACAGUCCGCAAUCCAAAAUGAAUUAGCAGACCACACCUACACAACAUCAAAAACCCACCUCCUAACAUCCGCCCUCUCGACAACAGCCCCUCCCGAGCCGAAACAAACCCAACGCUCCCUCCGCCCGCGACAACCAUCAGAACCGCAGCCCUCCUCAACAACACCGCCCCUCCCCGAACCGCUCCUAGACCUCCUCCUCCUCCUCCCGCCGCUCCUCACAAACCCGGAACCCCUCAGCCCGGAAUCCGCCACGAUCCUCCUCUCCAACCCGCCCUUCACCGAACUCCAGUCCCUCCUCCCCCAGCUCGGCGAGCUCGUCUCCUCGACCCUGCACACCUCGGCCGUCUCCCUCGCCCGCAUCGCCAACCCCACCACGAACCCCUCCUUCCUGCACCGCACCGUCCCCGGGCUGAACGCGACCUACCACAAGCUCGAAUCCGACGUGCGCGAGGCCAAGUACGCGCUCGCGAGGGAGCGGCUGCGCGCCGCGGCGAGCCUGACGGGGCUGCUGGAUAAGCACGCGGGUGCGCUGACGCUGCUGGUGCGCGCGCUCGAGGCCAAGCACGGAUUGGUCGCGCGCAGUCUCGAGUUCCGCGCCGCCGAGACGGCGCUGGAGGCGCAGAGGGCCGAGGCGGAGGUCGUUGCUGCGAGGGAGGGCGUGAGGAGGGAGGUGUACUCGCCCGAGAUGGUGUCCGCGCUGACAAACUACGAGGCGCAUUUGAGGGACGCCAGGAUGAGGUUGGAGAGCACGGUGUCUACUCUGAGGGCGGAGUUGGAGGGGUACGGUGUUGGGGUUGGGGAUGAGGGGAAGGAGAGGACGAUGAGGGAGAUUGCGAGGAAGUAUCGUGAGUUGGAGAGGGAAAGAGACGAGGCUAGGAGGGAUUUGGAACGGUUGGAUGGGGCGUAG
Colletotrichum karsti is the source of this 1029-nucleotide messenger RNA. RefSeq lists its product as uncharacterized. NCBI's taxonomy places the organism in Eukaryota, Fungi, Ascomycota, Sordariomycetes, Glomerellales, Glomerellaceae. The record is from RefSeq and is a predicted model, not a curated record. The transcript is spliced from 2 exons. The coding region runs from base 1 to 1029 and encodes 342 amino acids.